Molecule: messenger RNA, 1318 nt
Organism: Aspergillus affinis
Lineage: Eukaryota; Fungi; Ascomycota; Eurotiomycetes; Eurotiales; Aspergillaceae
Exons: 1
Source: RefSeq, a predicted model, not a curated record
AUGGUACCAGCUACCCCCCGGAAGAAGACCAAAGCCACUGCAGCCCAGAGAGGACCCAGUGACGAAGAUCACGGAGAAAGACAGAAUGCCCCUGGCCGCUUCCCUGAUGAUAGCGAGUUUGAACGCGAAUCUGACAAUCUUGACCUCCCGAGAACGGAAAUGGAAGAGGUAGUAUCAGAAUCUGCAAAAUCUGCCAGAGAUGAAGCAGCUCGUCAGGCUCGCAGGGCUUGCCGCCUUGAAGAGCAACGUCAGACCGAAGAAGAUCUCGAGCUCAACGACCUGGCUAAUUCGAUGGGUAUAGAUGAUAACUUGGAUAUCUCACAGCUCGCCGCAGGGGCUGGGCCCGAAGGCGAACUUACUGAGCAACAUCGCAAAAUGUUUUACAGCAAGUUUUACAAUCAUCUGGAAACAGCAGUUGACGAAACCUGGAUACUCAUUCAAGAGCUUGUCCCGUUUAAAGUUCGAGCCGCGGGAAUUAUACGGGAGAAGGAACAGGCUGAAAAGGUUGCUACUGAGAUAGCCUGGGCAGCCAAUACCAAGGAUAUCGAGAUUGAGCAACUUGUGGAGGAAAAACAGAGCUACAUGAGCCGGAUUGUCGAACUUGACGCAAAGGUUGCUGCCAUGGAAAGGGCUCAGGCCAGAGAUUGCAACCAGCCAGCCGCAGGCACUAGGGACCAGCGUGACGAGACUCCCCUCUCCGGUACGGGCGGUAUUAGUCGCCGUUCGGCAAAGAUGCCCGAUCCCCCUCUCCUUGAUGACGGCAAAAAGGUCCGCUUCGAUGAUUGGCAGAUCCGAAUCUACGAUAAACUAGACGCGAACGCUGAUCACUUUGAAACUACUAAAGCGGAAAUGACCUACGUGAAAAGUCGCCUGGAAGGACGAGCAGCGGAACAUAUUAUUGCACGUUCCCGUCGGAACUCGCUGAACCCUUACAAGAACGUUGAAGAUAUUAUGGAUCACCUCCGCUCUAUCUACGAAGACCCAUACCGCAAGACUAACGCUCAGAGCAAGCUACGUCAGUUAACUAUGAAAGUCAGCGACAGAUUUACAGAGUUCAUUUCAACCUUUACCCUUAUUGUCUCUGAGGCAGAGCUUGCGAAAGAGGAAUGGAAAGAGAAUCUUUACCAACGUUUACCACCCCGUUUGCAGACUCAGUUAGAUGACCCAAGCAGCGAUCCUAAUGUCGAUUAUGAGAAUUUCUGCCUGAUUAUUACGCGCCUUGAUAAUCGCCAGAAUCAACGCUUUUCUCUCAAGGCUAACCAGCGUACUACGGUCUUAGCCCCUUCAGGUGGAUCGACCGGCAAACCAACGACUAUAG